Molecule: messenger RNA, 2178 nt
Organism: Odobenus rosmarus divergens (Pacific walrus)
Lineage: Eukaryota; Metazoa; Chordata; Mammalia; Carnivora; Odobenidae
Gene: RNASEL
Product: ribonuclease L (2',5'-oligoisoadenylate synthetase-dependent)
Exons: 6
Coding region: 1-2178 (725 amino acids)
Biological process (GO): negative regulation of viral genome replication; protein phosphorylation; defense response to virus
Molecular function (GO): protein binding; ATP binding; RNA nuclease activity
Source: RefSeq, a predicted model, not a curated record
AUGGAGACCAAGAGCCAUAACAGCCUUCAGGAGAGACCCACACCCUCCAGCAAUGAGGAGAUAUCAGUGGAUGGCAAUAAGUUAAUCAAAGCUGUUAAAGAAGAAGACAUUGAGCUGGUCCAACAAUUCCUGGAAAGAGGGGCUGAUGUCAACUUCCAGGACGAGUGGGGCUGGUCACCUCUGCAUAAUGCGGUACAAAGUUGCCAGGAGGACAUGGUGGAUCUUCUGCUUCGUCAUGGGGCUGACCCUUGUCUGAAGAAGAAGAAUGGGGCCACUCCAUUCAUCAUUGCUGGGAUUGUGGGAAAUGUGAAGCUGCUCAAACUUUUCCUUUCUAAAGGUGUGAAUGUCAAUGAGUUUGAUGCUAAUGGCUUCACAGCUUUCAUGGAAGCUGCUGUGAAUGGGAAGGAUAAAGCUUUAAAAUUCCUGUAUGAGAAUGGGGCAAACGUGAAUUUGAGCCGAAAGACAAAGGAGGAUCAAAAGAGGCUUAGGAAAGGAGGGGCCACAGCUCUAAUGGAUGCUGCUGAAAAUGGACAUGUAGGUGUCUUGAAGAUCCUCCUUGAUGAGAUGGGGGCAGAUGUCAAAGCCUGUGACAAUAUGGGCAGAAAUGCUUUGAUCUAUGCAUUUAGGAAUUCUGAUGUUAGAAAUGUGGAGGGCAUCACCAGCCUUCUGCUGCAGCAUGGGGCUGAUGUCAAUGUGAGGGGAGAGAAAGGGAAGACACCCCUGAUCCUGGCAGUGGAAAAGGAGCACUUGGGUUUGGUGCAGAUGCUUCUGGAACAAGAACAUAUAGAGAUUAAUGAGACAGACAGUGAGGGCAAAACAGCACUUCUGUUGGCCGUCCAACUCAGACUGAAGGAAAUUGCUCAACUGUUAUGCAACAAAGGAGCCACUACGAACUGUGGGGAUCUUGUGAUGAUAGCGAGGCGCAACUAUGACAGUUCCCUUGUAAGGCUUCUUCUCUCUCAUGGGGCCAGAGAAGAUUGUCCCCCUCCCACUGAAGACUGGAAGCCUCAGAGCUCACGCUGGGGGGAAGCCUUGGAACACCUCCACAGAAUAUACCGCCCUAUGAUUGGCAAACUCAAGAUCUUUAUUGAUGAAGAAUAUAAGAUUGCUGACACUUCUGAAGGGGGCAUCUACCUUGGGUUCUAUGAAGGGCAAGAAGUAGCUGUGAAACGAUUCUAUGAAGGCAGCACACAUGGACGACAGGAAGUCUCCUGUCUGCAGAGCGGCCGAGCAAACAGUGACUUGGUGACAUUCUACGGGAGUGAGAGCUACAAGGACUGUCUGUAUGUGUGUCUUGCCCUCUGUGAGCAGACCCUGGAGGAACACUUGGCCAAGCACAGUGGGCAGGCUGUGGAAAACGAGGAAGACGAGUUUGCCCGAAACACCGUCUUAUCUGUAUUUAAGGCUGUUGAAGAACUACAUCUGCGGUGUGGAUACACUCACCAGGAUCUGUGCCCACAAAACAUCUUAAUAGAUUCCAAGAAUGCUGUUUGCCUGGCAGAUUUUGAUAAAAGCAUCAAGUGGACUGGAGAGCCGCAGGAAAUCAAGAGAGAUCUACAGGCCCUUGGACAGCUAGUCCUAUAUGUGGUAAGGAAGGGAGAGCUCCCUUUUGAGACACUGAAGACUAAAAGUAAUGAAGAGGUGAUUCAACUUUCUCCAGAUGAGGAAACUCGGGACCUCAUUCAUCAACUGUUUAACCCUGGAGACAAUGUGCAGGGGCACCUGAGUGGCCUGCUGGGUCAUCCCUUCUUUUGGAGUUGGGAGAACCGCUACAGGACCCUUAGGGAUGUGGGAAAUGAAUCUGACAUUAAAAACCCAGUUAAGCAAUCGACAAAGAAGAUUGUCCAAAUACUACAACCUGAAAAAUCUGAAUGUUUCAGUUUUGCCCAGUGGACUUCUAAGAUUGACAAAUAUGUUAUGGAAGAAAUGAAUAAGUUUUAUAAAAAAAGAUUAUUCUAUAAGGACACUGUGCAAGAUCUGCUAAAGUUCAUCCGGAAUCUGGGAGAACAUAUUAAUGAAGAAAAAAAUAAGAAGAUGAGGUUGAGCAUUGGAGAACCUUUCCAGUAUUUGCAGAAGAAUUUUCCCGAUCUGGUCAUGUAUGUCUAUAAGAAACUACAGAACACAGAAUACAGAAAGCAUUUCCCCAAAAACUCACAAUCCAAACAAGCAUUGGAGUGA